UCAAUGUGAAUCUUGUGGCAAACUGUGGAUCUUAUUCUGAUGGAGUGCAGCAAGUUCAGCUUGGAUAGUAGAACUCUCUUUUCAGUGAUGUUCAGUAUGAAUUAAAACCUUACUUGGUUUAACAUUACAAUUGCAAGGAGUGUUUAAAUCCCUUAUGGCGUUUGUUUUUGAAACAAAUCUGUGAUCAAGUCAUGUAGUACGCCAUCUCCACCAGCGAGAGGCAGUAAUGCGCUAGUUGGUGCACAAUCUACCGGAAAUGGCAGAAAGAAAAUACCAAGAAGAAGAACUCCGCACAUCUACUGAGCUAACUACUCAGUCCAGUCCUUUUUGGAUUUCACAAAAAAAAAAAAAAAGAGAGAAAGAAAUGAGAAGAAAAUGUAUUUUCGGAUGCCCAGGAGACUACCCUCUUUUUAAGCUUCCCAAGGAUGAGACGGUUCUUAAGCAAUGGCUGGACUUCAUUAUACAAAAUAACACUCCGACGAAAAAAAAUUGGCAUAUCUGUGCGAGGCACUUCACCGAUGACAGCUUUCUAAACAAAAGGGAAUUUGACAGUGGACUAAUAACAAGAUUAUCACUAAAAGACGACGCAAUUCCAACGCUCAGAAGAGCCCAUACGCCGUUGGCGUCUGCUCAAGGACUUAAACAAACUCGUCCGCCUGGCGCCACAAAUUCGGCAUUGGAACACACUGAGUGUUUCCUUAGUACAAGAUCGGUGUCUACACAGUUGUCAGCUGGAACGUUGAGGUUACAACACUACCGGAGUAAAGGUGUACAAGCCACUGUUCACACUGCAAGCAGAGGCACGGACGCUGAGCAGUCUUUACCGCACUUCCUGUCAACACCGGGGAAAUCUGCACAGUCAAAACGACCUCGAAUGGAAGUUGGGAAGGAAGAGGAUGAUGACUUCAGGAUCUCCAGUCCUGUAUCUCAAGAUUUAAACUAUGACCCAGGAGAUACAGUCACAAACUUCUCUGACUUGAUUGACAUGGAGUCUCCCUCUGAGUUAGAAGAUGCAGAAUACAUUGUAUCUGAAAGCGCUCUUAGGGAGAUUUUUGAGAACUGCCCUGUGUGCGAGAGACACUGCAUAGUACAUCUGCGCAGAUGUGGAGCAGUUGUUGCUUUCAAGCAGGACUGUCCACAUUGUUUUUUCACUCGGAAAUGGCAGAGCCAGCCAACGUUGGAGGAAAUUACCACAGAGUAAUCUGGAAGUCUCGACUGCAGUGUAUUUCAACGGGGCGGGGAGAAUCAUAUACGACAUUUCAAAGGAUUUGCGACACCGUAAGCUUUAUGGUGCACCGCUGUGAUGCGCUCAGGAGGCAGAGGAUGAUGGGACGUCGAGAUUUAAUUCAGCUUUGCUUGGGAACCAACAUGGCUUCCGCAAGAACAACGACCCCAAAUCUGUCGCCAAGGAAUUGCCAGCAUCAACUCACUAAACUAAGACAUGUCAGAAAUCCGAAACGUCUGAAAUUAUAAGAAAUUGUAAAUAUUAUAACUAUUAAGGAUUAUAAUAAAUGUUUGUACAGUUUGAAAGGUUUUUUUUUUCCUAUUUUCUGAAAAUAUUCACUACCACUGUUUUUCUCCAGAGUAGUUCAUUAUCAACUCUGUCUAUAUUGGUGAUAUUUUGUAGGAAGUUUACCUGAAAUCCAGGAAGGUAUCUGAUGCAAUUUAGUUCUGCAGGCAGCUGAUAAAUCCUCCACACCUUACAGAAAAAAUAAUGUUAGUUUUUGUUUUUCCUGACAAAAAAAUAAAACAAAAACAUUGACAUUUUCUGUCAGGUAGUGGUUAGACUUUCUUCUCAUUCUGUCUAACCAAAUAGGAUUAUACCUUUGACAGAAAAGACCAGAUUAACUUGUCCUCUAGGUAAUUAAUGACAUACGCAUUUCUAAAUAAAUAUGCUGACUAAAACUCUUGUUUUAGUCAAUCUUGAA
Gambusia affinis (western mosquitofish) is the source of this 1928-nucleotide messenger RNA. RefSeq lists its product as uncharacterized. Bases 257 to 1201 code for a protein of 314 amino acids. Lineage: Eukaryota; Metazoa; Chordata; Actinopteri; Cyprinodontiformes; Poeciliidae. The transcript has 5 exons. The record is from RefSeq and is a predicted model, not a curated record. Gene Ontology annotation, molecular function: sequence-specific DNA binding.